This is a messenger RNA of Ochlerotatus camptorhynchus, 333 nucleotides long. Its product is annotated as cuticle protein 19-like. Gene Ontology annotation, cellular component: extracellular matrix. Lineage: Eukaryota; Metazoa; Arthropoda; Insecta; Diptera; Culicidae. The record is from RefSeq and is a predicted model, not a curated record. The coding region runs from base 1 to 333 and encodes 110 amino acids. The transcript is spliced from 2 exons.
AUGCAGAAGCUCAUCAUAGUUGUUACCUGUUUGGCUGCCAUUGCCUUGGCGAUGCCGUACAAGCCGGUUGCCAAACCAGAGUAUGAAGAAUCCAAGGAUAUCCAUGCCCCCGCGCAGUACAAGUUCGAAUACGGAGUCAAGGAUGACCACACCGGGGACCAUAAGAGCCAGUGGGAAGAACGAGAUGGAGACCACGUGAAGGGACAGUACACCCUGGAUGAUGUCGAAGGUGGCCAACGUAUCGUUGAGUACGAGUCCGAUGGCCACGGUGGGAUCAAUAUUCAAUUUAAGACCGUUAGUGGACACGGGUCGGCUGCGAAGAACAAUUUCUAA